AUUGCAGAUCAUCAGUCGAGCUUUUACAUUCGUGUGCUAUACAACCCCCCUUACAAUAAGCCUUAAGCACUGAAUACAAAAUGAAAAUCUUCUUUGUUGUGAGUCUGGCUGUUAUGGCCUCUUUGGCUACUGCCGAUGUCAGUGAGUUGCAAAAAUACAAUUAUCCUGCCCCAUCAUCGGCAUCCAACGCAGUGGCUUCCUACAGUCCCGGCCAUCAGUCUUACUCUCAAUCCUCUCAAAUCCAUGUGGAAUCGAUUAGACCUUCAGUGGCUGUAGCCAGUUUCACCAUGCAUCAUACAACUGGUGCUGAAACUUCUGCCCAAUCGGUCUCUACCUCUGGAUCUUACAGUUCUGCCACACAACAACAGCAAGGUUAUUCUGCUCCAGCUGCUGGUCCAUCAAGUGAGUAUCUCCCACCGGCCAGCUCUCAUGUUCAUGAGCAAACAUAUAACGCUGCUGCUGAAGGAUCUCACUCAUAUGAAGGUGCUGCUAACAAUGGUGCCUACAACUAUCAGCCAGCUGCUGCUGCUCCAGUACAACAACAAUCCUACACAGCUCCAGCUGCUGCUCCAGUCCAACAAUCAUACUCUGCACCCGCCCCUGUCCAGCAACAAUCGUAUGCUGCUCCUGCCCCUGUCCAACAAAGUUAUUCUGCUCCUGCUGCUGUUUCCACCGGUACUUAUAACUAUCAAGCACCAGCUGCCGCUACUGCUCAACAAUCCUAUGCCGCUCCCGUUCAACAAAACUAUGUCGCCCAGCAAUCCUACUCUGGUGCUGAACAGACUCAACAAUCCUAUGCUUCAGCUUCCUCUAGCAGCGUUGCUGUAGACAACGGUUCCUACAACUAUCAACAACCUGCUCCAGCUGUUGUGGCCCAAGAACAGGGAAGCUAUUCCGCCCCUGCCCAACAAACAUAUUCUGCUCCAGCUGCUGCUGCUCCAGUUCAACAAACCUAUUCCGCUCCCGCUGUUGCUGACAAUGGUGCCUAUAACUAUCAAGGACCAGCUGCCUCAAAUGUUCAGCAAUCGUACUCGGCUCCAGUACAACAGGAGUCCUACUCUGCCCCCGCCCCCGCACAAGAAACCUACUCGGCCCCAGUCCAACAGAGUUAUUCUGCCCCAGCUGCUGCACCUGUCCAACAAUCCUACUCUGCACCAGCCCCGCAAGAAUAUGCCCAACAAUCUUACUCCAAUACAGCUGAUAACGGUGCUUAUAAUUAUCAAGGUCCUGCUGCCGCCUCAGUGCCCGUUCAACAACAAUCAUACCCAGCACCAGCUGUUGCUCCAGCACCCACUCCAGUUCAACAGAGCUACUCUGCCCCUGCCCCAGUCCAACAAACCUAUACAGCUCCAGCUGCUGCACCAGUUGACAAUGGCGCCUAUAAUUAUCAAGGACCCGUUGCUGCAUCGGCUGCCGUUCAACAACAAACUUACUCUGCCCCCGCACCUGUACAACAAUCCUACUCUGCUCCAGCAGCAGCUGCUGCUCCAGUUCAACAACAACAAUCCUAUGAGGCCCCAGUUGCUGCUGCCCCAGUCCAGCAAUCCUACUCUGCCGUCACAGUUGAUAACGGUGGUUACAGUUAUCAAAAUUCUGCCAGUCAACAACAAUCCUACACAGCCUCAUCCAGCGCCGAAUCUCAUGCUACCCAACAAGCCACCAACCAAUACUCUGUUCCCGCUCCACAAAAGGUUACAUUCCCCGCCAGCUCAGGUCAAGAUGUUGGCACUGUUUAUGGUUCAAAUGGCGGUUAUGUCUAUAGCAGAAGACACUAAAUGGAAAAUAUUUCCACAUUCAGUUGUGAUAUGAAAGGAUUUUUUUCGGAACCCAAAAAUUCCGAAAAUGUAGUUUCAUUGUUAUUGUUGUUUUUAUAGUACAUUGUUAGAAUAAUUUUUAGCUCAAUUGUUGUUAUCUUUUUCGAUUAUCAUCAUUUCAUUUUUGUUUUAGUUUUAUUAAAUAAAUGACGAAUU
Molecule: messenger RNA, 1970 nt
Organism: Musca domestica (house fly)
Lineage: Eukaryota; Metazoa; Arthropoda; Insecta; Diptera; Muscidae
Exons: 2
Coding region: 81-1775 (564 amino acids)
Biological process (GO): positive regulation of transcription by RNA polymerase II
Cellular component (GO): RNA polymerase II transcription regulator complex
Molecular function (GO): transcription coactivator activity
Source: RefSeq, a predicted model, not a curated record